Maudiozyma saulgeensis is the source of this 654-nucleotide messenger RNA. The record is from the annotation of a GenBank genome assembly. Lineage: Eukaryota; Fungi; Ascomycota; Saccharomycetes; Saccharomycetales; Saccharomycetaceae.
AUGAGUGGUGAGAUAUCAAUGAAACAAUGGAAUAAGUACUUUGCAUACUCGGGAGAUGUGGCUAACUACAACAUUGAAUAUGGAGAUUUCGAGUAUGCCAAACACGGUGCACUGGUAAGUGCAUCGUUUGCUGCUAUGGUGCUGAAGAACGACGAGAAGUUCCCAAAGUCCGUGUGCAAGUCUGCAGUUUCGAAUAUGUUAAUCAACGGUGUUGUAAAUGAGUACUUUCUUGAAAAGUAUACGCCAUUCUGGUUGUUUGGCUACUCAAUUGUAAACAUUCAGGACGAUCGAUCUUCGGUCUAUAGCAUAUAUUGUAAACUGCACUACUCGGCACUGUUAGCCUCUUGUCUAUUGGAUGGUGGUUCGUACGAGAAGUUUCAAAGAAGUAAUGGUAUACGGUUAUUUGAUAUUGACGUUGCCAGAUUUGCGCUUCAUCUGGGAAGGAUGGACAUUUUUGAGGACCAACUGAAUUUGGCAAAGAAACAUGGAAAAUUUUGGAAACACUUGGAUUUUGAGAAAGAGGAACAAAAUAAUUGGGGAUAUUCGACGGUUCUAAUUGAGGAUGUAUACGAACCGUUUCCUGACCACCAUCCAUUGCUGAACUACGAGGAAUUAAGCGUCACGGAUAUUUUAAAUUCUACAACUGAGAAUUGA